Molecule: messenger RNA, 14688 nt
Organism: Bacillus rossius redtenbacheri
Lineage: Eukaryota; Metazoa; Arthropoda; Insecta; Phasmatodea; Bacillidae
Product: solute carrier family 66 member 2
Exons: 6
Coding region: 352-1182 (276 amino acids)
Biological process (GO): retrograde transport, endosome to Golgi; phospholipid translocation
Cellular component (GO): endosome; trans-Golgi network
Source: RefSeq, a predicted model, not a curated record
UUGUGAAGGUUUUCAAACCUGUUAGGAGAUUGAUGCGAAUUUCGAAGUAUAAACAAAACGUUUGUUUAUGGGUUAAGGAGGGAGACAAGAUUAGUAUUCUGUCGUACCGUAAUUGUGUUUUCAUAUUUACUGUAGAUAAGAUACAAUUGUUCCGGGUAUUAAUGGGUUGAAAACUGUAAUGCGUGAAAUAGGUUGUAACUUAGUACCCAGCUGUCAUGGUUGUGUGUGUGAAUUUGAGAGGUACUCAUUUUAUGUCUAUUGCUACAAUUUAAUUAAGAUCCAUAAACUUCAUGCAGAAGUUCAGAUGACUGUUAAGUUUUGGGGAAAAAAACUCCUAGAUAGUAUUGAAACAUGGAGAAUAUUUUUGAAGAUAUUACGCUACCAAGAAUAGUGAAAUGGAUUUCUGCAGCUGCUAUGAUAUUCGGUGGCAUCAUUCCAUACAUCCCCCAGUAUCGUGAAAUUAAAAGAACAGAGAAUGCUGAAGGAUUUUCGUUGUUUGUUUGCCUUGCCCUUCUCAUCGCAAAUACUUUGAGGAUUUUAUUUUGGUUUGGCGAGCAGUACGAACUGCCACUGCUCAUCCAGAGUUUUCUUAUGAACGUCACGAUGUUCGCCAUGAUCCAUCUCUGCGUCGGUGUUCGCAACAGGACCCAGAUUAUUCGAGGGAGAGACCGCGUGUUCACAGCAGAGCACAUGAGGACAGACAGUGUUGACGGUGUCACGUUACACCUCAGGAGUAAUAAAGAAACGUAUUCUCCAGGACACGUCUUCACUGAUUUCGACAAGCGCUACUUCUGGGCUUGGACGGACUUCAUGUCGUACGUAGACUUCAUGUUGCUGUUCGCCAUCUUCUCCUCUGUGAUAAUGUACCUGUUCAUCGAAAACAACCUGUUUGUUCAAACCGUCGGCUUCCUGGCGGUGUUGACGGAAGCCUUGCUCGGCGCACCGCAACUCACGAGGAACUUCCGCAAGAAGUCCACGGAAGGCAUGAGUAUUAAAAUGGUGGUGAUGUGGACGCUGGGCGAUACGUUCAAGACCACGUACUUCAUCGUCAGCGAGGUGCCCAUGCAGUUCUGGCUGUGCGGCUGCCUGCAGAUCGGCAUCGAUGCUGUGAUCCUGUUCCAAGUCUACUUGUACCGACACAACACGGGCGCCCGCGUCAAGAAGCAGGACAUAGUCGACUGACCCGCUUGCCGCGUCCGGGCUCGUCCGCAAUCGAAACACAAGUGCAUCACGUGGCUCACUGAGUCGUCGGGGUCUUACCCUGUCCUCAUGACGUUAAUCUCUUUAAUAGUAUGUCUUUGCAUGACUGUUGCAAUGGGGAAUAUGGGUUUUAAUCGAUAUUUUGUAUUUAACGCAGUUGCUGGUUUUGCUCCGUAUGUCGUAGAGAAAACCCGAAGAGCGGACAAAGAAAUUUUAACACACAAAUACACAGAAAGAAAGCCACAAUCACCCAAUGUCAGAUUUUAAAUUUUUUAAACAUUACAGAGGAGUCAGUGGAAGGAAGUAUUCAGAAAAGUAUCACAGUACAAAUGAACACAGUGAAACUGUUUUUCUUGUAACUGUCUUUUAAUUGUUAGUCCACUGGUUUCUGUGUUGUGAUACUGUUCUGAAUGAUUCCUUCCACAGUUUUCUCUGUGCUGUCUAUAAUUUAACAUUUGGCGUCGCUGAUUUUGGCUUUUUUUUUCUGUGUGUUUGUGUAUUCAUCUUUCUUUGUCUGUUCUUCAGGUUUUCUCUAUGACAUACAGUGAAAGCCAGCAAUGGCAGGGGUCCAAAAUUAUCAUUUAAAUCUCUUUAUUGGUAACUUGAAAAACAUUGUUAGCUGGUGAUGUUAUUUCGAGGCUUGCGCAUGCGGGUGGAGCCUAGGCAAUACAUUAAGUUUUGGAAGGGUCUCUACGUACAAAUUAUAUUGCUUAAAAUAGUGUAUUAUUUGCAAGUGAUUGCAUUAGUAACACAGCUAUGAAUGAAAGGAUGAAAAACAAAUUUUACCUUCUUGUCUUAUUUUAAAGAGACAUUUUGAUGAGCCUUUGCCACUCAGUGUAGCAAAGAAUGUAUGAGAAAAAGAGGGAAGAGGGGAAGCGACAAUGAAAAGUAGUUGGUGAGAAAAAGAUACCAGUGUUAUGUGUUGGUUAUACUAAACCAAUGACUUGGGGAAACUGACGGACUGUACACACAGAGCCACUAUGCUUUCAUUUUUGUGAAAUUUAUUGGGCACACAACUUAACGGUAAACCAGUUCAUUCUCAAGAUUCCAAAAAAAGUGUCUGCCUUUAGGAAUUCAGCUGUGCUCCACACCUGUGAAUCAAAACAAAAUAAUAGUUAAUAAGACGUGUCUAUAAAGUGUAAAUUCUCUUCUAGAGCUGGCACAAAAAAAAUGAUGCUCGAGUCAAAGACUCAACUAUUAUUAAAGUCUCCUCCAUUUAAAUAUAUUACUCAAAAGAUGAGCACAGAAAAGACUUAAAAUAGACAGGCCUGCUGUUCCAGGGACGUUACAAUGUUAAUUUUAAAGUCUGAAGAAAAGUUAGAGUUCUCGCUAUAGUUCACCACUUCUGCUAAUGUUCGUGAAGCGGAACUCAUAUUCAGCAGCCUGUUAAGACCUUAAGAACCGGAUGUGUUCAUGGGCUAGUUAAAUAAACACUGAAGGGUGUGGUGCCACUGGGAUUUGCAUAUCUGCCUGAAUAAACACAGUGGCAUUUGUCUGGUAGGGUCCUUGCAUCUGUACUCGCCCCAGCAAGUACUCCUCCACCUCAGCUCCCAGGGAUGAUUGAACACCCUCGAUCCUCGUAGAGCUUCCUGCCUCAGAGCUUGCUUCUCACUCGACGGCUGCUGUCAAGUUGGGUCCUUCCCUCAGUUCGGCGAUCCACAAGCUAAGCUAGACUCUCAAUGAUCCGUUGUGUCCGUCCGCUAUCCAACCUUCCGUCGACAAGUCGAGCGAUUCACGGAGAUCCACACGUCCGUCAUAAUGUUUUUCUACUUGGAUGCCGCCAGCAACUUAUAUUUUUGGGGAAAUUUUAUCUUGUAAAGGUUUUCCAGUUGGAUGAUCAUGUACCCUAAACACUUAUAAAUGAUAAAACAAACUCUUAAAUAUUUAUUGAAAUAUAUUUUCUAGUUUUCAUAAAUUAUUAAUUACUUUUUGUCUCAGGUAGAUUUUGUUUCAAAUAACGAACUUAAAAAUUAUUCAUAAGCAAGUUAAAAACAUAAUAUGGAAGCAGCUUAGCAAAUAAACAAACUAAAAAAAAAGGGGGGGGGGGGGGGUUGUCUGCAAAGUCAGUUUAUGGACGAUAAUUUUACGUGAUAACGUCCUUUAUAAACCGUUGACAAACCAGUUCACGUGUAGGUUGUGUGCUGCCGCUGUCUCUCUUCUACUCGGAUGCUUCACUCGGAUGCGUCACACGUCGAUCGUGCCUCUCUAUCGCUUGUUCUGUGCUCUCACUUGCACGCUCGGCUCAGGCAAAACGUUACAAUGAGUCAUGCUUUUUCGUGCGUGCAGCCAGCGUUCAUCGAUUUAUAAGACGUUAUCACGUCAAAAAAAAAAAACUUUAAAAAGACAAAGCCUUUCAGAUAUUUUUGAGGUUAUAAUUUUGUCUGUCCAUCAAAAUUUAAAGCUUGACAAGGUUUUGACAGGCGGGUGUAAUUUUUUGAGGCAUCCGAUUGGCUAUAUGUCAUGUGAUUGACAGAGAUGUAUUAUUAUAUUAUGAGUCCAGCUUUACUUGUCAUGGGUUACUACUCACUGCUCGCUUGCAAUGGGUUGUUCCAUUUGAGAAGAAACCUCGUUUACGGGUAUCCUUGCCUCUCGUAUCGGCAGAACCGGAACUCGCUACCUUCAGUCUCUGACUUCAAUCAGAUUUUUCUGUCCAUCUGUUGCUCUGGUUCAGUUUAUUUAUUUUCUCUCAUGGCAAACUGGCUUUGCACCACCGGAUUAGCUGGAGGUGAGUUACUCUUCAUUCCAGCUUACUUACUCUGCAAACUUGCAUUGGUAAUUCUACUAGAUGGACUUCAACGCCUUCUCCUGGUUUCGCGCUGCCCAGUUCUUGUAUUUCAAAUUAAAGAGCUAGUGAACAAUGCGUUCUCGCUCUCUGCCCAGACCUUAGUACCUCAACUUGCCUGGCAUAGUCAUAUCUUCCAGCCCCAUGGUCGACGAAGACUUAUUCAUUUUCUCUGCUGAGUCCUAUAUAUUCUUCACUUCCGACAACUGCUGAUUCCUGAGCGUGUCUGUGUCCCACCUUGUGUGGAGUGCCUGUAUAUAUAUGCCCAUUCCUGCCUCUGACGUCAUUCCAUAUUUCUUGCUGCACAAUAACAGUGCACUGACGGGAGUCACAGCCACUCUUACACUAGGCGAGUUUUCUAAGUUUGUCAUAUACAUUCCUGAAACUAAUAAGGUAUAGCACCAAAUACAUAAUACUAAAACAUAUCAGUAUAAAAAUAAGAAAUUUUAACAGUAGUUCAUGUUUAAAAUGGCAAAAUCAGUUUACAAGAUAAAUGUUUUUAACAAUUUUUUUUUGUAACCUUUUAAUUUAUUUAGCUCUUUUGAUGAAUACAAUGAACUUACGCUAGAUUUAUCGCAUCAGUUAUAAAAUGCAUCAAAAAAAACAAUGAGCAGUCGUAAAAAGUGCUACCUCAUUUUUCCUAUAUGUAGACUCCCACCAACUUGCUAGUUGUAGGCCUUUUUUUUUUUUACUAUUUUUUUUAUUGACUUAUUUUAUGACAUAAUUUUUGGUGAGAGAGCUUUAGUUAGGGUCAAGAUUAUACGAUGAAUUGUGAUAAAACCGAAGAAAAACAACAAAGCAUGUCAGUACAUAAUAUAACAACACUAAAAUACUGGUCACUACAACAUUUAGCACCGAAAUUUAACUAAAAUCAUUAAAUCAACUAGCAAUUUGACAAAUCUUAACUCAAAUUGCCAAAAAUAUAAUCUUUUACUAUAAUAAAAUGACUGUAAUUUAUUCAGCGUGAAGAAUGUACUAAAAUAAAAAACUAAAUUAAUGAUAGCACAUUUUUUUGUGAUCACAUAAUUUGCUUAUUAAUUUAUUUUUUUAUUUUUUCUGAGUAGUUCUGUAUGGGACUUACUUAUUACAAAUUAUUUUGCUGUAAAAGUGUAUAAUUUAUCAGUAAAAAUGCUAUGUUUUUAUUGAAGUAAGUAUUGAGCAAUAUUAAUAUUCAUAUUUCUUAAAUAAUACAAACAAAAUGUUAAACAAUAACAUCCAAAUUUCCUUUUUUAAAAAACUAAUUCAGCCUACAAACAAAACCAUAAAAUCUUGUCCUUGGCUAUAGUACGGGAGAAAGAGUGCAGUGCGAGUGAGCACACUCAAAAUUUUGUAGCAAAAGUCUUGUCUUCCACUUAACCGUGUUAAUAUUUAACAAAGUACAUGAAAAUUGGUAGUAAAACAAAAUGUACAUUACUAAAUUAACCUAAAUAAAUAAAUUACCAAGAAAAUGAUAACAAACUACAAAUAUAAUACAAACUAAAUAAGCAAAUUAUCAUGAAGCAUAAAAAAUAGUAAAAAUUUAAACAUAUAAGAAGUUUAAAGUGAUUUAAUGCACCCUAUAAGAUAUUUAAAUAAUUAAUAAAUUUACAUUUUUAGAGACUAUUCAUAAAGACUAAAAGAGAAAAAAGUUUAAGAUUCUACCUAAUACUAUGGUAAAACAUGUUUUGUGAUUUAACAUUUCAUAAAGAUAUAAACAAAUAUAUAAACUAUCCUUAAAAUGCCAAUGCAUUUAAUAACCUAAAAACUAAUUACACACACUUUAGUUCAAAAAAUCAUAUGUACCAAACACCAAAGUCUUGUCUGCAAAAUAGUUCCUAACCACACACACACACACACACACACCCCCCCCCCUCUUCUUUUUAAUAUUAUGGCAUUCUGCACAGUAAUGUUUUCCUUAUAUAUUAAGCAUGUUUAAGUUCUCACAUUCAGUAAAAGUCUUGAAUUUUAAAAUGGCAGAUAUUUUAAAAUUUUUAUUAAAUGUCAAGAAUAUUAUAAAUAAUAUAUAACUUAAUAGUUCAGUAAUUUCACUCUAAAUUAUGGUUUUUAUUCAGGAUAAAUACUUUCACAUAAUUAUUCUGUAUUCAAAUAUUAUAGAAAAAAAUUUAAGAUUUCCUUUUCAACAUAAUUAUAAAAACUAUAUAUGACUUAAAACUUUUUUCUACAGCACUGUAUGAUAAAUGUACUUAAGAUUUUUUUGUUGAAUAUUAAUGACUAUUCAUUAGGAAACUGACUUCAAAAUCAGCUAUCCAAGAAUUCUUAGCGAGUUUGUUCCAACAUUUUUUGUUGCUUUGAUGCAGUUCAAAAAAUCUAGGAAUUUUGAGUAGUAAUUUUUCUUGUAACGCUGUACAUAUUUUUUAAUUAAGGGGCGAAUAGUAUGCCUGGGUUCCACCUUAACUGGAAGUCUGCGUAUACCUUGGAUCAUAAUUGAAGUACAUUGAAAGUUUAGUAGGCCUCUGCGAAGCUUGGACUAAGUGAAUCAAUACUAGAUAUUUUUAAUAUUCCGUUUGACUUCGCCAGGAAAUUUGCUAUUCUUUUUAUUUGAAGCAGCUUCACGUCUGAUGUGAAGCUUGACAUUUGUUAGAAAGCUUUAAAAAACAUUCGUAGCGUAUGAAAUUUGUGUGAUAUAUGUUUUGCUAAAUAAAGUUGGUCACUUAAAAAAAUCCAAAGUUUGCAAUCCAUUUGCUUUUAUAAUUUUAAUUGAAUAAUGUUAUACAUAAGGCUGAAUUGGUUAAUCACCUAAUCAGUUAAAGCUUUACAAGUGUUGAACAAUUAUUUUUUUUAAUUGGACUUCAUUUCUAUAUUUUAUCAAAUACAGCUUUGUCAAAAACAAUAUUUGCAAUCUGAUUUGACUUGCAAAUAUUUUAAAUAUUUGAUUUGAUUUUCGCUUCGCAUCAAAAAACUAGUAUUCGCACAGGUCCAAAGCUAAGGUCUCAGUGUAUAUUUUAUAAAAGAUUUUUUUCUAUAUACAUUCCUUUUCUGUAACAAGUGACGAUCGCAUACACUUCAAGUUAAAGGUGCCUUAAUUUGUAUGUUAAAGAAGUUGUUUAUUUAGAGUUGUAAAUAUGGUUUCAGUUUAUGAAGUGAGAAUAUUAUUGUGAAAUGUGGUGUGUUCUGUGCCUUAAAAUCAUUUAAUUUUUAUAUGUGCUAGUAAUUUAAGUUUUUUAUAUCCUCAUUCCACAAGUAUUGUAUUAUGUUCUUCUUUUUCCUUAAGAUAGCUUCGUUUGAAAGUUAAAAAUGUCUGCAAGUGUUACUUCGAGAUAUCGACAGGUGACGAAGGUCACUGAAAAGUAACGAAACUGAAAGACUGGUCAUGAAUAGGGGCAAAAUAUUAUGGUCUUAUUUUAAGUUAAAUUUCAUUUUUUCAGGCAGAUUUCAGUGUUAUUGUUUUUAUUUUUUAACUUUGUCAUUAUUCAUAAAAAUAGUGUAUUAUUCAACAAAUAGGAAACUAAAACAUUUCUUAGACUGGUAUUCAUAGUACUGUCUUGAGCAGCGUCUUGAGACCAUCUUAGCGUCAAGGCAAUGAUUUCAAUAUCCACGUUUCAUAGUCUGUGAACAAGAUGAGCUUCAUGAAAAUUGUGUGCUGAAGCAAGAGCUUUGUUUGACGUAAUUACGGCUUGACAAAGCACUUACUUAAAACAGCCGAAAAGACACGAGCAUACACGAACCUUGCCGAAUGGACUCGCUCAUUAAAAAUUCUGCUUCUUUUCACACAGAGCACUGAAACCCUAGUAAUAUUUUGUGAGUAUAUAUCACUACAUUUUAAGUGUGUUUGUAUGUUUAGGUGAGUAAUUUUUUUUUUGUUUUAAUAUUCGUGAAUCACACCUGGAAAAACAGGUGUUUGCGACCACAAAGAUGCACACCUAGUACAUCUCAACUUGUGUAACUUGAGUUUAAUGAAAGUAAGAACUUGCUAUACUUUUGUUGAACGAUAAGACAUAAUGUAUAUAACGAUUGAAUAGAUUUAAUAUUUUAUUAUCAAAAUAAUACAUUCAAAUAGGUUAAACUGUUUGUUAAAAUAGCUCUGCUACAUUUGUACAAUUAUUUUUGCUAAUACGAUGUAAGAAACAAUUUAACCUAUUUUACCAUAUUAUUAAUGUUUCUAACCUAAACUAAUCAAUCAUUUUCACUAUGUGUAGCUAACCUAACUUACUCAUCAACUUGGUAUUACCAUUUUUCAAGUAUAACUACACUAAACUAGCAUCUCCAGAACUGUUAAUACUGAAUAAAUACUUGUUUAAAUGCAACGUGCCUUUACAAAAUGAUAAAAAAAUAUUUCAGGUAGUGAAAAACUGAAAAACUGCUCUUGGUAAUUUUUUUGUGGAAAUAUCACUUUGCUUCACCUUCAGGAUAAGGUACCGUAAAUAUUAGUUUCGUAAAAAUGUCAUUUUUAACAAUACAGCAAAAACAAUUUUAACAUUAAGUAAGAGAAAUUUAUUUUUAGAAGUUUAACUAUAAGGUUGAACGAACCUGAUAGUGUAGGUUACGUAAGAAUGAUUUUAAAUUUUUUAAAACCUCCAGCAGUAAAAUUUCAUCUCAUUAAAAAUUGUUCAGACAAUUUUUUUAGUGUUUGAGUACUUUUGCACCCCUUGCGGUAAUGAUUGCUCAUAUCAAAAUUUAAUAAUUAAGAAUAGAUAAAUAGUGUGCAGGGUACGGAAGUUAUAUUUUUUUUUCUAUUCCUUGUUGUAAUGGGUGGUCUUAUCAAAAAUUGUUUCAGAAUAAAGUUUUACUUAGUAUUUGAAAAUUUACAAUAAAUUGUAACUUUAAUAGUGAAGGAAAUUAUAAAUUUAUUUUUCUUAUAAGCCUUGCUUUUUUUUUUCUACGCCUUGCAGUUAUAUUUGGUCAUAUUAAAAAUAUAUUAUGAAAAUGAUUUGGUAUUGCCCUAACAAGAUGUAACAACUUUAUCAGAUGCAAUAUAUAUAAAUAUAAUUUUUUUUGUAAGGGAGUUUGUAAACAUGGUCCUGUCCAUUGAAUCAAAUGUGAAAUUUACAAAAAUUUCAGACAUAUAUUCUAAAAAUAUGUAACCUAUGAUUAAUUUUUGAUAUUUUACUUACUGCACGUCACUUGCAAAAAAAAUAACUAAGUUAUCUUAGUAUUAAAAAAAAGUAGUAUUAGGCUUAAGGAGAUUAAUUCUGAAACUCUAGUUACAUCACAUUAAAAGGAUACGAUGAAAUUGGGUUUUGCUUUAAUGUAGUUUGUUUAUGAUACAGUCAUUAUAUUUUACUAAUAAAACAGCACAUAGAUAUAAUUCACAGUAAUAAUAAUUGUGCUAAUUUCAUCGUAAGAGUUCAAAUUGCUUCUGAUUAACCUUUUUUAAGUAUUUUAAUUGAUUUUUAACUUAUAAUCGUACUUUGAGAAAUUGUAGCUAACAAAUAUUUUACCAAGCGCAAUAAAGAAACACGCAUUGUUUAAGAAUGUAUAAGUUCCUGUAAUAAACUUAAAUCGUAAGUGAAAGUACACCAUCUCGUAUUUUCAUUUAGGCUAACAGGUGCGUAGUUAUGUUCCUAUAAAAUGUUUGUUUAUUUAUCAAUAAUAUUAGACUUUCAUUUCCUUACAUAAUGGGUUAAUUUUUCUUGUUCAUGUUUAUAUUGAUCCAGUAAUUUAAUCUUACUAUAAAUAAAACAUAUGUUCCACAAAGCCUACAAUGUAUGAAAUAACCAAACCAAUAGACUUAGCUGUAUAGUUAAAUAUAUUAUAACAAUUAGAUAAACAAAACUAUUAGCAAUACAAUUUUUUUAAAGCUAUAUUUGUAUUCAAUAAACUGUAACUAAAAAAAAAUUUUAUUCACUGACAAGAUUUGAACCACGGCUAUAGUUUUACUUUUACUUCUUUUUCAGAAAUCAAACUUUAACCAUUAAACUACCUACCGUACUUAUUUAUCAUCAAUAGUGUAAUGCCACAGUUUUUUUAUUAUUUUUAAUGGAUUCUGGGCAUCACACAAGUAGAUUUAAUUUUUCUGAUGGUGAUACGAACAUUAUCAACCAUUAUUAAACUCAUUGUCUUCCACAUCCAUUGUACUCUUUCUGUAUUCAAUAUGUAAAUAAACGUGUCUGUUUAGCUCUUGAAAAUAUACCCACUGGUCACAGAGACCAAACUCCUUUAAAACACAUAUCAAAUUUGCUUCAGCACUUCAUACAGGAUUCAUAUGUUUAAAAAUACGAGGUUCACGAGAAUCAGCCAUUUUCUACACUGAGAUCUAAACAAGCAAUUACUUGAGUCAUGAUUGUAUGCAGUGGUCUUGGUAAAGACGGUCUUAUUCGUGUUCUUAAGCAAGGUCUCUGUGACUAUGAAACAUGCUUAUGUGAUGGUGUUCUCAAGCAACGACUAUGAUACAGGGAAUGCCCUCUCAGAAAUAAGAAAUGUUCAUCCAGGCUGUCUUGUUUGCGAUCACUUGAGACAAUCUCAAGCAACGUCUAUGGCACCCAAAUAUUUAAAUAAGAAUGUAUUUAAGAAUUUCUUGAUGAAGGAAUUGCUCAAGACAUAAAUAUGAAUACCACCCCUAGUACUUAUUUUACCAAAAUAAUCUCAUUUUGACCUACUCAGUCAUAAUGCACUUAUACAAUAAAUCAUUAGUAAUAACAAACAAUAAGCAAGUCUAGAACAGAACUAACCACUCAGAAAAAAAUAUCUGCAAAUUUUUGUUUGUUUGAAAAAUGUGAUGUCAUUAACGUAAAAAAACAUGUUACUAAUAAAGAUCAACAUAAUAUUGAUUUUUACUAAUUUGUUUAGUUCAUACAUUUUGGUAUAAAAUUAUAGCAGAAUAAAUUACAUUGAAUGAAUUUACCAUAGUAAAAUAUAUAAUCCUUUUGGUUUAAGGUUUUUUUUUUUUUUUUUUUUUCAAAAUUUCUGGUUUGUUUUCAUAUUUUUAGAUACUUUUCAGUGCUAAAUGUUUUAUUAACUUGUAUUUAAGUGUUCACAUGGUGUAUUGAUAUGCUUUGUGGUGUUAUUUCAGUUUUAUCACAAUUUCACCAUAUAAUCUUGUCCCUAGUCACGAAAUAGUUUCAGUAUGGAAGUCACAAAACUUUUUCCAGCGUAUUGUUUUUUUACCCCUUUAUUCAGCUUAUAGUCACUCAUAAAAUAUGAAUAGUAGGAGAUUGUCAACUUAAAUCAUGUGGAAAUUAUCUCUGGGAAGGUUUUAGCAUGAUAAGAUAAAACUCAACGUGUUCCUGGGAAUUGUAGAUGUAUUUUGUAUGAUGUUUAAUUUUGCUUAUUAUACAUUUUAAAAAUGUCCCAGUGUUUAAACAAUUUUGUAAGAUUUUUUUUAAGGUCGUGAUACUUCAAAUUGGUUCACCAGGUAUUUGUAGACUACCUGUAUUUAAUUUCUUAAAUUUUACUUUUCUUUUAUUGUAAAUCUUGCAGAUUGUAACACCAAGAAAUAACUAGUAUGUAUUUUUUAUGUAUUUCAGUAUUUCUUUUCUUUAGCAUGUAUGAUUGAAGAAAGACAUCACUAUACUUGUAGACUGGAUUUAGAUGUAGCUAAUCUGAUGGCUGGAUGUUUUAUAAACUUUGAAAACCUGAAUAAUACAAAAAAAAAUUAAGUUUUUAUUUUAGUAUUUAUUGAUGAAACAGGAGACUGCCUGAUCAUAAAAAUAAUAAUCAAAUGUUAGAGCCCCACAGAGAAGUUCUACUUUUUAAACAAAAUUUUUAAACAAGUUCUUUUUAUGCUUUUUUUCUUUAAUUUUCACUAUUUUAGAAAUAGGAUAGUUUAACAUUCACAUUUUCUUGUGCAUAGCAGUAGUUUUACUAUCAGUACUAAACAUGAAGGUUCUUUGAAUUUUUAAAAGAAAAAAUUAUAUUAUUUGUUAACAAUAAUAGAUAUCCAGAAAUUUUGCAGGUUAAGUUACUCAUAGGUUAGGCUUCACAGUCUUAUAUGUUGCAUGUGCCACAUUCCUUCCAGUAUUGGGGGUUUAUUACUUGUCCAAAUUAUUUCAUGGAGGGUAAAAUUAAAUUAGUCAUCUAGCCUUGACAUGUAUCGGUAAAAUUUCCUUGGUCUCUGAUUUUGGGUUAACAUUAACUUGUGAAUCUUUAAUCCAACAGUGUUACAGUAAAGGCUCUUUGAUCCGGAUUAGCGAUUUCGCUGAAUUAAACUUAAAUAUGGUUUUAACAGGGAUAAUAAAGUAAAAUUAGUUUAUGGUACAAUGAUAUUUAAAAAAAAGUUUUAAUAGGCUGCUCUAUGCAUGAAAAAAAUACACAUGAGUUAUACUGUUUGAAAACUAUCUGAUACAACAUUUUGUUCGUGAUACAAAUCUCUUCUUCAAAAACAUAAUUAUGGAUUAUGUAUAAAUUAUGUACAGAGUUAAAGCUGGCUUUCGAGGUCAACAAGGGCCCAAAUCCGCCUUAAAAUCCAAAUGUGAACGGCUUGAUUGGUGCCUGAUUGCCAAAUGUGAUGAUUGGAAGUACAAUAGAGGCCUGCAUAACCCAGAUUAGAUGACACCGGCUACUGUCCAAGUCAACAAAAUUGAACUAAACAAAAAUUGUGUUAAAUUCACCUAAUACAAGUUUUAGAUGGGCAAAAGUAUAAAAAUCAAUUUCCCCCCCCCCCCCCUUUCCAUAAAUACAACUUGUCGUACAGCGUAAUUUUAGUUUUAAUACUACUGUAUACAUAGACUUAAAAUUUAACUUACAAUUAUUUAUAAUAUUUUUUUUUUCCUUUCAAAAAGCUUAUCUUGAUGAACCUAAUGUCUGAAUCAGCGGGACUUAACUCUGUGUAUGAUAAAGAGCGCUAACUUGUAUUAGACUUCUAUAAGGUUAAUAAAAAUCUCAUACAGUAGUUAAUAUUGCGUGAAGAGGAGAGCCUGUGUGACAUUUAUUUUAACCCUGAAGUGUUGGUGUCUUGUUGCACCGUGAGUUCCGUUUCGUGGUACAGUAGAUGGCCUUUUAAACAGCACAUUUGGGACUGCGGCCAUUUUGGGUUAGCAAACAUCGAUACAGUUUUAGACGGGAAUGCGAAACGUGAAAUGUAACCCACUUGAAAACCAACAGUAACAAUAAAAACUGCAUGGGCGUCGCAACCGGGGGGGGAGGGGGGGGACACGUCCCCCCCAAUAAUAAAAGUCUUCAAUUUUGUCCCCUCCAAUAAUAUAUUUAGUUUCGUAGAUUAAAAAUAUGAUUUCUGUGAUACAACCCAUAUGUUGCGCAUGGUGCAUUUAGUCCAAUUGUGGUAGUGUGAGCACUUUUUAAUUCGAUCUUCGUGUAAAAUCAAAAUCAGGUCCGAUACCCAAUACAGAUAUAUUAACUGUGUUUUUACAAAUUUGUUCUCUGAAAAUAUUUUUUUAUAAAAAAUAAAUUAUAUAUUGCAACCAACUAUAAUUAGAAUAUUUAGGAAAUAAAAAUGCCUAAAAACCACCUUUUUGCACCUUCAAACCCCAAAUUUUCCCGGGGGAGGACCCCCGGGCCCCCCGCUUUUUUUUUUUUUUUUUCACUGUGUUACGUUAUUACUUUUGCAUAUUUUGCAUGUUGUUGCACAUAAGUUGUAAGGUCGUGUCUCAAUUCUAAUGCGUGAUCUCUCACACUCUUCCUUCCGCACUCUAACUCUCUCGAACAAACUGAGAUUGUUGGCUGUACCUUCUAAAAACCACAUGCAUAAAAACACCCUAUUUGCUAUAAUUUCAACUGGAUGAACACAUCAACUACCUUUCAAUAUAUUCCUCUGUCCAUAGAAUUAAACCUCAAAACACAAUAAUAACACCCCACGAUACCAAUCUUAAACAUUAUGCAUUUACUCGUGAUUUUCACGUUACACGCUCACUAAAAAUACUAUCACCACAAAUUUUUAAUUUCACUCAGCUCCCAUCUUCAACAUGGCUAGUGUAUAUUUACUUUAAAAACAGAAAACAUUUUUAUUCUUUCUUCAAGUUAUAACCUUUGAAAAAAUAUAUAUUGUUUAAAUUUUUUUAAUUAUAUUUAUUUGUUAAAUAAUUUUUACAACAACUUUAACCUUGUUAUAACCAAAAAGUAGUUUACCUUCAAAAACCAAGAUGGCUUCCAAAAAAAAAGAGAGUUAUAGUGCAGUGAGUGAAUUCUUUCGCUCACUCUUCCUUUCGCCAUCUUUCCUUCAUGUUGUGACAGUUAGCCCACUGUGUCAUCAAGAGGGAUUGUUCUAACUCUUCUUUUUCAUUUAGAAGGUGAUCUUUGUAAUUGAAAUGUCACAUUAACAUUAGUAUUUAAGUUCAUCUAUUGGUUCAAUCCCUUCUACUGCUCUACUCGGCAGUUUUGUCUCAUUACGGCAUAGUACAAGGUUUUAGUUUUACCUUUGUGCUAGAUUAUGCAACUUAAGUGUUAUAAAUUUAAUUUUUUAAGGUUCUAGAAUGAGAUGUUAUUAUUAAUUAACUGAGUGGUAAUGCAAUUGUACAUAUGCACAUAGUAAUGAUCCUAUCUGUGAUAAUAAAAUUAUAGUUUUUGAUCUAGUCUUAAUUUGAUGCACAAUGUUUUAUAAUGAAGAUAUGUUAAUCUAUCAAAUGCUAAAAAAAAAUUCUCAAUUAAAAAAAAUAGUAUUAACAUUAUUAUCUUGUUAUUUAUGUAAUGAAAAUACGGUAAUUGCCAUUUAUUAUAAAAUUAAUAUGUAUGAAAAUGUUAAACAAACAUUUUUUUAUCCUGUUUUCAUCUUAACAUAAUAAUUGUGUAUGUUUUAUUGGUGGCACUACACAUUUGUAUGCCAUUAAUUUUAAUUGGUUGGAAUUUUUCAUGGUCAAUAAAAGAGUUAAACUGUC